This is a messenger RNA of Physcomitrium patens, 1586 nucleotides long. RefSeq lists its product as uncharacterized. The record is from RefSeq and is a predicted model, not a curated record. NCBI's taxonomy places the organism in Eukaryota, Viridiplantae, Streptophyta, Bryopsida, Funariales, Funariaceae.
GAUUGGCUGACGGCUGGAGUGAAUUUUUUUGGGUCAAGUUGGUGUCAAGUUUGGUUUUGUGGUAAUUUUGUCGCACAAUCCCCAGCUGGGUCAACAGUUGCCGCUAGUUGUCAAAGCGUCGUCCAGCUACUAGGAAGGGCAAGCGUGGACGCCAGCAUUCGCGUGCUAUGAGCCUGUGUUGGAGUGAAAGAGUUUCAGAUCCUAAAAGAGGGCGCCAUCGGAUCUUUGAAAUUUCGCAGCUGGAUGGGAGUCUAGCCUGAAGCGAGAAUUGUACUUUGGAGCAGGGAGUGGGGUGGAUAUGGCUGGAGAAGGACGCUCGAAUCUGGGGAUGAAGAUUGAGGGUUUGCCCUCAACCCCCAAAAAUGCUAUGGAGUGGAUCGGCAACCUGUGGAACGAUGCAGCGAAUAUAGCCCAGCAAUCAGUGUCAAAAUGGACACAGGGUAUGCAGACCGGCAAACUAAAAAGUGGUGGCAACAAAAUUGCACCUCAACCUAUGGCAGAUCCAGAACAAGCAAAUGUUGCAGCUGAGCACAAGUUGGAGAAAGAGAUGGCGGCAUGGAGGCGCAACAGCCAGUGGAAAGUUGAUUCGCCUGCCAUUGAGGUGAAGGUGCCAAAGGAAGCCUUUUGUGAACUUCGUUCUCAGUUUAAGAUAGGACUUCCUCCUCACGCAGUGUGGAAUAUUUUGAUAGAUCCAGGGAAUAAACGGGUUUUCAAAAAUAUUAAGGAAGUGACGUCUCGCAAAGUGCUGGAGGAUGAUGGACAUAGGCAAUUAGUGGAGGUAGACCAAGCAGCAAUUUGGAGGUUUUUGUGGUUUUCUGGAACACUGAGCGUAUGUGUUCUAGUUGACCAGGACCGACGAUCGCAUCUGAUGAAAUACAGGCUUGCAAGGCAAGGUUUUAUGAAGCAAUUUGAGGGAUCUUGGAAAGUAGACCCUCUAUAUGUCGAUGCCCAGGGUAGCCCCUCUUCAGAAAAUGAAGCGGACAGAGUGGCAUCAAUCGUUUCCUUGGAGCAGGUGGUGCGACCCGCAGUCGUGCCCCCUCCUCCCUUCAAAAGCUAUGUCCGAGGAAUCACAACUCGGACAACAGAAAUGUUGCUGCAAGAUCUACAGGCAGAGGGUAAAAGACUGCGAGAACUCUCAGUGGAUUCUUCCGGAGUUGACCUUGAAACUUCUUCAAGUGCAUUUCAGGAUGAAGAAUCUAUGGAUGCAAAUUCGGACCAGUUGAAGAAACUUACGGGUAGCCGGCGGAAGCCAAGGAAGAGCAAGUGGAGGCUAAAAGAGGACUCAUGUCCCUGAACUCCACCAACGAAUUCUCCAGAGCAUCUCCAUUCAAGUAAGACCCAGACGUUUAGAAAUGCGUAGCUACUGUAGUUCUUUAAGUGCUAUUUGCCGAAAUCCUGGCUAAGAAAGCUGAGUCAUCACUAAAAGCUCACAUCCUAGUCUAGACUGAUAUGUGGUAUUCCAUGCUCAAGAAGUAUACUUCUUGAGAAGUGUGUUGCUGGUGGGCAAACACUUGCUCUAUUUCAUCCCUUAAUUUUACAAGAGGAGUGAUUUUGAUUACUUAUCACUCUGCUUUUGCACUUGCUCA